UUCAUGGACGAUAAUGCUAGACCACAUCGUUCACGAGCAGUCAACGAUUUUAUGAGGACCAGUGUAAUUACAACUUUACCAUGGCCUGCUAUGAGUCCGGAUUUAAAUACAAUAGAACAUAUUUGGGAUUUCAUUGGGCGACGGGCACGUGAACCUCCUGUUCAAACUCUUCGGCAGCUGGAAGCAGCACUGCAUCAAGAAUGGCGACAAUUAACA
Messenger RNA from Lottia gigantea (owl limpet), 216 nucleotides. RefSeq lists its product as hypothetical. Lineage: Eukaryota; Metazoa; Mollusca; Gastropoda; Lottiidae. The record is from RefSeq and is a predicted model, not a curated record. Gene Ontology annotation, molecular function: nucleic acid binding. The annotation marks the transcript as partial. The transcript has a single exon.